AUGGUUAUCCACGAUUGCUUUAACUUAGACAUCGUGGAGAAUGAUACCUCUCGAGACGACGAUGUCGACAUGGAUCGCGAUCUCGAACAGGAACUCCCCAAUAAUGACGAUGACAUGGAAGCCGAGUCCGAAGCCGAGCGCAAACGUGCCAUCAGAGAAGGAAAGAAAUCAGUCCGCCCGAACCAGGCAUUUGGGUUGUUUCCUGUUUACAACCCUGAUGAACUACGAAUAAUACAACAAGGGUUCAGUGAGUCCCCGGAGGGCCUGAUGACAACCGAUGAACUAGAGGAAUACUUCAUCCCGGGGCGAAACCGCACGAUCGCUAGGCCCCCUCCUCGUCCUGAGUCACUCCUGGACAGCAUCACAGUAAAACCCAACCCUCCUCCUGGCAAGAAACGUGUAGGACGACCACGCAACGAUGAUAGGACUGCUAAGAAACCCAAGAACCGACGUGGUGGCAGUCGCCCACCGCCAGUCAAUAGCAACGCUCACCAAACGUAUAAUACGUAUUUGCAUCCCGGCCCCCGGGCCUGUCAGCGGUUCGGGCAACAACAUUACGAAAGGCAGGAGGAUGCCCCUACUGAAGUCCGAGCUAACGGUACACCACAUUACCUUUCAAUCAUGGCAAAUCGUGUGACUCUGGACCACGGUCGCAAGGACAUUUUUGACGGUAUCGAUCCAAUUGUGGCUCGCCAAACCCGUGAAUUCUUUGCGCGUACAAGUAUCGAACCACCUAAGAACAACAAGGCCCUGUAUAUUCUGCAUCAUUUUAUGAUGAAGCGCGAAGAGGAAAAUAACCCAUUCUUCAAGGAGUUAAAAACCAAGAAACGCAUAAAGAUACUGAAGAAGGAUCCUCUCACUGAUGAAGAAAAGGCUCAACUCAAAAAGCUGUUGUUUCGACCGGACGUCGAAUGGGAAUAG
Molecule: messenger RNA, 921 nt
Organism: Fusarium graminearum PH-1
Lineage: Eukaryota; Fungi; Ascomycota; Sordariomycetes; Hypocreales; Nectriaceae
Exons: 2
Coding region: 1-921 (306 amino acids)
Source: RefSeq, a predicted model, not a curated record